Molecule: messenger RNA, 2527 nt
Organism: Ziziphus jujuba (common jujube)
Lineage: Eukaryota; Viridiplantae; Streptophyta; Magnoliopsida; Rosales; Rhamnaceae
Exons: 8
Coding region: 215-2245 (676 amino acids)
Biological process (GO): regulation of DNA double-strand break processing
Cellular component (GO): nucleus; site of double-strand break
Molecular function (GO): protein binding
Source: RefSeq, a predicted model, not a curated record
AAUCGAAAUCAAGCCCAGUUCCCAAAACAUAAUUGGGAUAUGACCCAAAAGGUCACAAAUCCAGCAAAGCCCAUAAAGAAAAAUUAAUAGCGGUACAAUCAAUCAAUCAAGCAAAACCCAGUUUUCGAUCGGGUCGGAUUUCCAACGAAAUAACGAUUUGUUUUCAGACAUUGAAGAAGAACCAGAGGAAGGAGUGGAAAGCAGCGGCCGGAAAAUGGAAGAUGACGAGGCAGAGAUAUUCGAUGGAAUGAGAGCUCAGUUCCCUCUCACAUUCGGCAAGCAAUCCAAAGCCCAAACUCCUCUCGAAGCAAUCCACCAAACAACUCGUCGCUCCGCCUCCACUACAACGAACCUUCCAGAACAACCACCCUCUUCAUCUUCCUCCUCCUCCUCUACCAAGAAGACCACUGACCUCCCUUCUCUCUCGUCCUCAUCCAAAGACUGGCUCAGCUCCCUCCGUACAUCCAAAGCUUCGAACCCUAAUUUCACCAGCAGCAGCGACGAUGGUCGCCGUGUAACCAUUGGGCCGCCUCGGCCUCCGCCGACGGAUGAGGAUGAUGGCGGCGAUGUGAUUGUUGGACCGCCUCCGCCGCCGCAGGGGCUGGCUACCGAUGAUGGCACCGAGGAUGUGGAUGAUGAUGAUGUCAUGGUCGGACCGCCUCGGCCGCCGGUAGGCUUGGAUAAGAAUGACGACGACGACGACAACGGUGAGAUGAUUGGACCGCCCAGACCUCCACCAGGAGGUUCGAAAUCGAGUGAUUCGGAGGAGGAUAUGGAUGAUGAAGAGGAGAAUAGGUAUCGGAUCCCACUUAGCAAUGAGAUUGUGCUUAAGGGCCACACUAAGGUUGUUUCAGCUCUUGCCGUCGAUCACUCUGGGUCUAGAGUUCUUUCUGGCAGUUACGAUUAUUCAGUACGUAUGUAUGACUUUCAAGGAAUGAAUUCACGUUUGCAAUCAUUUAGACAGCUAGAACCAUUUGAAGGUCAUCAAGUUCGUAACUUAAGCUGGAGUCCAACAUCAGACCGUUUCUUGUGUGUGACUGGCUCAGCACAAGCCAAGAUUUAUGAUCGUGAUGGGCUUACUCUAGGAGAGUUUGUGAAAGGGGACAUGUAUAUCCGUGAUCUAAAGAAUACCAAGGGACAUAUAUCAGGAUUGACUUGGGGGGAGUGGCACCCUAAAACUAAGGAGACGAUUUUAACCUCAUCGGAGGAUGGAUCCCUGCGUAUAUGGGAUGUAAAUGACUUCAAAAGCCAGAAACAGGUCAUCAAACCAAAACUUGCAAAGCCUGGAAGAGUGCCAGUUACAACUUGCACAUGGAACCGUGAUGGAAAAUGCAUUGCAGGUGCUAUAGGAGAUGGAUCUAUACAGAUAUGGAACAUUAAACCUGGAUGGGGAAGCAGGCCAGACAUACACAUUGAGAAAGGUCAUUCAGAUGACAUCUCAGGGCUGAAGUUUUCUAGUGAUGGGCAAAUUUUACUAUCACGAAGUUUUGAUGAUUCAUUGAAGGUCUGGGACCUGCGCCAGAUAAGACAGCCUGUUAAGAUGUUUGAGGAUCUGCCAAACCAUUAUGCUCAAACAAAUGUCGCAUUUAGUCCUGAUGAGCAACUUUUCUUGACUGGAACAUCUGUUGAAAGGGAGAGCACCACUGGUGGUUUGCUGUGCUUUUUUGAUCGGGCAAAACUUGAACUCGUUACGAGAGUUGGGAUAUCCCCAACUUGUAGUGUUGUACAGUGUGCUUGGCACCCAAAGUUGAAUCAGAUCUUUGCAACAGCUGGAGAUAAAAGCCAAGGAGGAACCCAUAUAUUGUAUGACCCUACGCUUAGUGAAAGAGGAGCUCUUGUUUGUGUUGCUCGUGCACCAAGGAAAAAAUCUGUCGACGAUUUUGAGGUAAAACCGGUGAUACACAACCCUCAUGCUUUGCCCUUAUUUAGGGAUCAGCCAAGCCGCAAGCGUCAAAGGGAGAAAAUAUUGAAGGAUCCUCUGAAGUCCCAUAAGCCUGAACUCCCCAUGACAGGACCAGGCUUUGGUGGAAGAGUUGGUGCUAGUAAAGGAAGCUUAUUAACUCAAUACCUCCUCAAGCAAGGGGGUAUGAUCAAGGAGACAUGGAUGGAGGAAGAUCCAAGAGAUGCUAUACUGAAGUAUGCAGAUGUUGCAGCAAAAGAUCCAAAGUAUAUAGCUCCAGCAUAUGCUGAAACCCAGCCUGACGCAGUUUUUGCAAAGUCCGACUCAGAGGAUGAAGAGAAGUGAAACAUAUUAUAUAUUUGUGAAAUUAACAAGAGAAUUAUAUAUUUCAAACUAACAGUUUUUGGUGCAAUAAAGAGAGGAAUUAAUUAGUGAUUAACAAUAUGUCUGCUUGUAAGCUGACGUUUGAUUGCACAUGUGAAUCAGAUGUUAGCAUACAAUGGUUGUUAGCAUACGUUAGAGGUCCUUGACAUUUUUAUUGUAAUUCCCUUUACAUACAGACGUAAUUAUACAUAAUUACAAGUUUUGUAGGUUUGAAUAUCAAUGAAAUAUUCUCCAUUCGCUUCA